AAAAUAAGUUUUAGUUUUGUUUUCGGAAAUUUUACAUCGUAGUCGAUUAUAAAGAUGAAGAGUUUAAUAUUAUUUUAUGCACUGAUUUCUCUGUCUUGCAUAAAGCUUGUGGUCUCUUUCGGAAGAAGAUGUCAAAACAACCAAUUUGAAUGUAAUAAUGGAGCAUGCAUUAAUAAAACUUACUGGUGCUAUAAGACCUAUGAAGAUCGCAAUUACUGCAGAGAUAGAAGCGAGAAAAAAAGUUGUCAUCUUUACUACCCACAUUGCGCAAGAGAACAGACUUAUUGCAAAAAUAACGAAAAAUGUAUACCCAUUAAAUGGGCAUGCGAUGGUUAUAAGGAUUGUACAGAUAACUCUGACGAAGUAAAUUGCUUGAGAAAUGGUUUUCGAAUCGAAGAUUUACCUGGAGUAAGACAAAGUAAGAUGAAAGCUCUUUCGUGGUUGAGAAAACAGAGAAAAUCGGAUUGGGGAUGGGAUAGAGACACAAAUCGAGCCAUCGUGACACUUCGUCUUUCCGAAGAACACGACCUAAACACUUCUGAUGUAACGAAUCAAUUAAUGUUCAAGCAACUGAAACUUCAACUUUCUCAAACGUUGCUGACGAACGACAUUAAAGACAUCAAGACCUACGAAAUAGCAUCUUACGUCAAUUCGUUACUUGCCGUUUGUUCUGAUCCGAAAAAUUUUCAAGAAUUCGAUUUAGUGGAUUUAUUGAAAGCAAGAAUUGAAGAAUCUGAAUCGAUAAACCCUGCAAUUGCAUUGACAAUAUGCAAUUCUAAUCAAACUAUUCGUUCGAAAGAAAUGAAAAAAUUAGAAGAGGUCUUCCUGCUUAAAAAAGAUUUGCCUCAUCAGAUAGAUUCUCAAGCAUAUGCUUCAAUGGCAUUUUCCUGUCUGAAAAGUCGUAGUAAGCAAUUUCCAUUACUUCGUAACUACAAGUUUAUGGAUUUCAACGAACUGAUGAAAAAUUUGUCUAAAUUGCAAAAUAAAGAUGGUUCCUUCGGUAAUAUAUAUACAACAGCCGUUUUGCUUCACGCAUUACUCUCUAUUGAAUACCACGUGACCAAGAACAUAAAAUGGAAUGUAACACAAGCUAUUAAUUAUCUUCUAUCGCAUCAAAAGCAAGACGGUUCGUUCGGAGAUGGUUUAUCAACUUAUCUUGUACUUCCAAUACUCAAUGGGAACACAUUUGUUAAUUUGGGGAGUGUCAAUUGCAAUAUAAACCGACUACAUGACUUGAAAAUAAAAGAAGAAAUCGACUCUAGAAGAGCUAAAAAACAUCGCGUAAAUUAUUAUAUCUUCGUUGGAAAAAAUAAAGAUGUUAUUUUUAGUCUUUCUUUUAAUGUUCCCAUUAAUUCCACAUUUUUUGAAUUCAUGCAAUUAGCCGAAAAAUUCGAUGAUAAAUUUAGAUUCAAAUUCGUCGAUUAUCCGUGGGGUAAAUACGUCUACUCCAUAUUUGGAUUAGUUAAUCAUCCGGAAGAAAUGAAUUAUUGGCAAUUGUUUAAAACUUCUGAAAAUUCAACAUCUUUACAGCAAUGCAAAUCUCCUGAUAAAGUGAUACCUGAAGAAGAUGAGACUUAUGUUUAUUGGUAUAAAUCAAUAAUUGAUUAAACAUUUCUUGCAAAAUUC
This is a messenger RNA of Centruroides sculpturatus (bark scorpion), 1626 nucleotides long. RefSeq lists its product as uncharacterized. The transcript has 10 exons. Gene Ontology annotation, biological process: cobalamin transport. Gene Ontology annotation, molecular function: cobalamin binding; protein binding. NCBI's taxonomy places the organism in Eukaryota, Metazoa, Arthropoda, Arachnida, Scorpiones, Buthidae. Bases 55 to 1608 code for a protein of 517 amino acids. The record is from RefSeq and is a predicted model, not a curated record.